UUUUGUUUCCAUCAAACGUCUCACGGUCUCACCUUAAAUGAUUAUGUCAUAUAUCAUUUCAUUAUUUCAUAUCACAUAAUGCUCUCCCUCUCACCGUAACCACACACAUUCCACUAAGGAUGAAUAGACCCACUCCCCCUUCCAGAACUCACCAACCACCACCACCGCCACCGCCACGACGAUAUCAGCCGCCACCCCGACGAUAUCAACCACCCCCACCUCCGACGCCGAGAUACCAACCACCGCCACGACAACAACCACCACCACUACAACAACAACAACAACCACCACCAGCAGCACCACCACUACAUGUUACGGCGGAAGAAAGAGGGGCACCUAUCAUUGCCACCAAGCCAAAGAGGCCACGGCCACCGUCAGGGCGCACCAACUUGGCUUCCUGCGUCGUUGCCACCAUCUUCCUAAUCUUCAUCAUCAUCGUCAUCCUCAUCGUCUACUUCACCGUCUUCAAGCCACAGGACCCAAAGAUCGCCGUCAGCGCCGUCCAGCUUCCGUCUUUUUCCGUCGUUAACGGCACCGUCAACUUCACGUUCUCCCAGUACGCAUCCGUCAGAAACCCUAACCGCGCGGCGUUCUCUCACUACGACAGCUCCCUACAGCUUCUCUACUCAGGCACCCAGGUGGGCUUCAUGUUCAUCCCCGCCGGCGAGAUUGACGCCGGGAGGACAAAGUACAUGGCGGCGACGUUCUCCGUGCAGUCGUUCCCUCUGGCGGCGCCGCCUGUGGCAAUGACGGGGAUGCCGACAGUGAUGAACGGUGGAGGAGUUGGGUUCAACUACGGGAUGAGAGUGCAGCCAACGAUGGAGAUCGAGUCGAAGUUGGAAAUGGCGGGGCGCGUGAGGGUUCUACACUUCUUCAGCCACCGCGUGCAGGCCACUGCCGGUUGCAGGGUCGCCAUUGCCGUCACCGACGGAUCUGUCUUAGGUUUUCACUGCUAAUAACUUAUUCUUAAUUUUUCAUCAUCUUAUUGAUUUUCUGUUUUUGGGAAAUUUUUAGAAUUUAGUUGUAGGUAUUUGAUAUUUUUAAUAUUACUAUUAAAUCUUUGUGUUGCUAGUAAGAAAUUGCUAGUGGCGAAAAUGGACGACGAUGAUGAUGAUAGGUGGGGGAAUUACUAAUUUGAUUUUGUGAAAUGUGAAGUUGUAUGUAUAAGUAGCGCAGGUAUGAGUCAAAAAUCAAAAUGUAAAGAUCGGUUUUCAUUUUUGGGUUUUUUUUUUUGUUAAUUGAAUGCAUAGUUUCCCUUGUUUUGUUUUGUUUACUUCAACUACUUGAAUUGGAUGAAUCGAUGGAGUCUCAAUUUCUC
This is a messenger RNA of Arachis stenosperma, 1318 nucleotides long. Its product is annotated as proline-rich receptor-like protein kinase PERK3. Bases 120 to 956 code for a protein of 278 amino acids. The transcript has a single exon. Lineage: Eukaryota; Viridiplantae; Streptophyta; Magnoliopsida; Fabales; Fabaceae. The record is from RefSeq and is a predicted model, not a curated record.